GUGGCUAACACCGGAAGCGGGAGGCGUGGCCACGUGCUGUCUGGUACCGGAGGAGGGAGCGGCGUUGGCGGCGGGGCCGAGCGGGGGGCGGCGGGUCCGCUCCGCUCCCGGUUCAUUAUGAGGCGGCCGUAGCGAUGCAACGAGACGGGGAGGCGGCGGCUGCGGCCUCUUACCGGGUGCUCAGCCGCCUGCUCGGUUAUGGGGCCGGGCAGGAAACGGGAGCGGCGGGCGGCCCCGGUAACGGAGCGGUGGUUGUAGGGUUACAAGGCCCCGGUGGAGUGAGGCUGCCGGUACCCGCACCGGGAGGGGCCGCUCGGCCGCCGCCGCAGCUGAUGGUGUUCAGGAAUACGGCUGAGAACCGGACCGGGAACGAGGAGGAGGAGACAACGGGCGGCGGGGAGGGACCGGAGGGUGGAACCGAGCUGCUGUGCCCGCGGCAUCGUUGUGUGUUAGAGCCUAAAGGGGCAACCGGAGCCGGUUAUGGGCCGCCCGGGGGGCUGGAGCUGCAGCUGGCCGCCCUCGGGUUGAGGGCACCGGGAGCGAAAGGCCCCGCUGCGUGUCCGUGUGUCGGUCCGCCCGCUGCUGAAGAGACGAGCGACGCGCUGCUGGUGCUCGAAGCGUUGGAGCCCGAUGAAACCGAGAGCUGCUCCGAGGAUGAACCGGGCAGCCCCGCUCAUAACGAAUCGUUGGAGCCGCCCCGAGGAGCCACAGCAAGGAGAGCAGCGAUGCCCGGCCCCGGUGCUGCGGGAGGAAGGAAGGGAUCGCUGAGGGUUCGGCUCAGCCGCUUGUUCCGCACCAAGAGCUGCAGCGGAGGGUCGGUACCGGGGGAUGGGAACGGAGGGAACCGGCGGGGAACGGAGCUGACGGGCUCGGCUCAAAGCCUGAGCGACGGCGGAGGGGCCCGGGGCCGCGGGCAGGAGGAGGGAAGGAAACACAGACUGACAAGAACUCAAAGUGCCUUUUCCCCGGUUGUUUUCAGCCCCCUCUUCACAGGUGAAACAGUGUCUCUGGUGGACGUGGACAUCUCUCAACGAGGACUCAGCUCCCCUCACCCUCCGACUCCACCACCUCCUCCACGCCGAAGCCUCAGCCUGCUGGAUGAUAUCAGUGGGACGCUGCCUACAUCUGUCCUAGUGGGUCCGAUGGGGUCUUCCCUGCAGUCUUUCCCUCUGCCUCCGCCUCCUCCGCCCCACGCCCCAGAUGCCUUCCCACGGAUCGUUCCCCUCCGACCAACAGAACCAGCACCCACCCAGCCCACCCCACACCUCCAGUGCCCGCUGUACCGCCCGGACUCGAGCAGCUUUGCAGCCAGCUUACGAGAGCUGGAGAAGUGCGGGUGGUAUUGGGGACCAAUGAACUGGGAGGACGCAGAGAUGAAAUUGAAGGGGAAACCAGAUGGAUCCUUCCUGGUACGGGACAGUUCUGACCCCCGUUACAUCCUGAGCCUCAGCUUCCGAUCGCAGGGCAUCACCCACCACACCAGGAUGGAGCACUACAGAGGGACCUUCAGCCUGUGGUGCCAUCCCAAGUUUGAAGAUCGCUGCCAAUCCGUGGUGGAGUUCAUCAAGAGAGCCAUCAUGCACUCCAAAAAUGGGAAGUUUCUCUAUUUCCUCCGAUCCAGGGUUCCAGGUCUCCCUCCGACACCCGUCCAGCUCCUGUAUCCCGUCUCCAGGUUCAGCAAUGUUAAAUCUCUCCAGCACCUUUGUCGCUUUCGGAUCAGGCAGUUGGUCCGGAUCGACCACAUCCCUGAGCUGCCGCUGCCCAAGCCCCUCAUCUCCUAUAUACGCAAGUUCUACUACUACGACCCUCAGGAGGAGGUGUACCUGUCAUUAAAGGAGGCUCAGCUCAUCUCCAGACAGAAACAAGAUGCUGAAUCCUCCACGUAGCGGGGCCACAUCACCUUCCUUGCUGUCCCUGAUGGAAUAUGGUGAUGCCAUCCAGCCCCACCUUGGGCUGCAGUGGGGAUGAGACCCACGAAGGUGCAGCUCUGCUUCCAAGGAGAGAAAAGAGGCUCCAACGUUCCCACCCACCCACCAAGCACAGCAGGAAGGGACCCCUGGCUUGGGGGGGGGGGUUGGGGAGGGGGCUCAGAGCCCCCAUGGACUCCAUGCAGAACCAAGAAUGUCGUGGCACUAUAUAGGGACUUUUCAGAA
Coturnix japonica (Japanese quail) is the source of this 2153-nucleotide messenger RNA. RefSeq names its product suppressor of cytokine signaling 7 (gene SOCS7). Gene Ontology annotation, cellular component: phosphatidylinositol 3-kinase complex. Gene Ontology annotation, molecular function: 1-phosphatidylinositol-3-kinase regulator activity. The record is from RefSeq and is a predicted model, not a curated record. Lineage: Eukaryota; Metazoa; Chordata; Aves; Galliformes; Phasianidae. Gene Ontology annotation, biological process: intracellular signal transduction; phosphatidylinositol phosphate biosynthetic process.